ACAAGCCCUCCCUCUCCUCAGUCUGAGCCCAACAAGAGAUCAUCAGAAAGAUGCCAUGGAAGUUGACAGGAACCAGGACCACGAAGAUUAUGAUAAAGAAGAUAUUGAUGAAACUCCCAGUUCUGAUCUGAUCUCAAUGACAGAGAAAAAAGAAGAAAAAGAAGAAGAAGAAGAAGAAAAAGGAGAAGAAGAAAUCACAGUGGAUUCUUCGGGGUCUGUCACAAAUGUCACAAGCCCACUGAACAAGGGGCAAUAUUGGAUCCCCACACCUGCUCAGAUCCUGAUUGGUCCGACACAGUUUCCUUGCCCUCUCUUGCUUCAAGACUUUCAAACAGAUACAACAACCUUCAGAUGGGGCUUUAUGUUUUCUGCACCUAGGAGAUUGUAUCUUCCCAGGAGGUGCAAGUGUAAAACUGGUGAGAUAAUGAUCUUUGUUAAAAAAGAAGAGAGCAAAACCCACCUCACUCAUUACAUACUUAGCAAAAGCCCUGACACGGUUGUUGCCCUAGCGAGCAGAGGUCUGUCCAUUAUGGCUUGGCUUCUUCUCUUCAACUGUGAACUAUACAGGGAAAUCAUUAAAAAUCUAACUGGCUGGAAAGAG
Molecule: messenger RNA, 601 nt
Organism: Thlaspi arvense
Lineage: Eukaryota; Viridiplantae; Streptophyta; Magnoliopsida; Brassicales; Brassicaceae
Source: the annotation of a GenBank genome assembly